CCAUGGAGCCGGCCUGGUUUCCUUGACAACAUCCGCUGCGGAGGUUGUGUCACAGCCCUGCAUCAUGUCCGUUUCAAGGUUACCUCCUACUGCUUUUUCUUUAAAACAGUUUCUGCAGAGGCAGAGGGUUUUGUCAAUUUACAGAAACAUGCUGAGGACCAUAAGACAGGUGCCAGACGAGGGAGACAGGAAAUACCUGAGGGACUGGGCGAGGGAGGAGUUCAAGAGGAACAAAACUGCCACAAACCAGGAUGCCAUCCGCAUGAUGAUCACACAAGCAAACAACCACCUGGAGACGCUCCAGAAGUCUCUGGCACUGGCCAGGAGCUGAAGCCUCACAGCUGCUGGGAGUCAGUAAGAUCUUACAUUGACUUCACACUGUCACGGCCUACAGACUGCUUUGGACUCUGUCUCAGUGAAGACCUCACAUGGCUGCUGGAUGGUGCUUGAGCUUUAGAGAUGCCUCUGUAGGUGAUGCUGCGCCGGGCAGCAGUACCAUCAGCUGGCCAUGGGAUGUCCCUGUGUGAUUAACACAGCACUGCUGAGGCAGCUCUGAUGCUGCGUUCACAUUGAUCUGGAUGAAGCAGAAUGGGAUGACACCUUGUUGCUGUAACUGGAAAUAUUCAUAUCUUGAACUCAUGAACUCAUGGAAUGAAAAGAGUAAAAUGCCCAAUUCCACCAUUAAAUGAAUGAAUGUGUAGGCAUUUUACUCUUUUGUGUAAGGACACUGUCAAAGCUAGCAGCUUAUUCAUCAGUGUGUAUGUUCCCGUAGUAUCAAAAUCACUGUAAUGUCCACGUUCAAAAUCACUUAUUUUAUUUAUAAAUUCAUGUCAUAAGCAAUAAAACUGAAUAAUGAAUAACGUUUGCUGUUCGCACAGGGGUUGGUUUUAUUACUGUCAAUUAAACUGAUAACUGAAUCUUUACCUUACUGUUAACUUGCACUGUUGACAUCUGUGGAUUCACUUGCACAACUGGUGCUCGCAUGAAAAAAUACCACAUUCAACUUACAUUUACCACUAACAGGCUGAAGUUGAUGCUUUUUCUCAUGUUGGGAGUUCAUAUUCAUGGAAAAUGUGAUGUGAUGUGAACAUGAUAUUUUUAGUAUGUGGAUCCCAAACCAGUUUGUGUUGACAGCACACCUUUAUUUGAUAAAUAUCACGUAUUAUGAACUCAGAUUUGCUAUGUUUUUUGCUGCUCUUGUGCUCUAAGUGUUGACAUAACAAUGGAGAAAUGGCAGCCUCAGAUCAAGAGGGAUUGCUAACUUACAGUGAACAAAGUGAUGGUGUAGUCUAACAAGCUGUUAGGUCCAGUGACUGAAGUUUUGACCCACUUUCUAAGGCCAACAUUCCCUGUUGUCGGCUGUCCAAAUGUGCAUGACAUGUAAUAGUUUUGCAGGCAUCAUUCAGCAAAGCCUGUUCUGCUGCUUUUCCUGCAGCGGUGAGACUUUCACAACACUUGUUGAUCCUAUGACGAUAAAAAAGUAUCAAAUGAAUGAAUUAGGCCUACAGUGUGAACCGUGAGGGUGAAUGUGCACGUUUGCCACUGACUUUGGUUUGUGUAUUAUCUAUUAAAUGGGCAACGAUUACAAAAUA
Myripristis murdjan (pinecone soldierfish) is the source of this 1592-nucleotide messenger RNA. RefSeq names its product LYR motif containing 2 (gene lyrm2). The transcript has 3 exons. Gene Ontology annotation, cellular component: mitochondrion. The record is from RefSeq and is a predicted model, not a curated record. Bases 65 to 331 code for a protein of 88 amino acids. NCBI's taxonomy places the organism in Eukaryota, Metazoa, Chordata, Actinopteri, Holocentriformes, Holocentridae.